UCCCGUGGCGAACAGUCGUGUCGUUCGCAAAGAGCCCGCUCUCUUCCACGCUUUCGACGCGCCACUCUCGACUCGCUGUUACUACGAAUACACAAGGUCAGCGUUCUUCAACGUCCAUGUAGACCACAAGAAGCGCAUUCUAAACUGCAAAAUGCAGGGCGUCGUGCGACGCGUCCGGCAAGUGGACUGGGUGCGCGUCCGACGAGACGGCCACAACCUCUUUACUAAACUCAUACGCACCCGAGAUCCCAGGGAUUCGGAUAACCAAGAGUUAGCCGUUCCCGGAAGGCAACGACUUGAACGAUGCCUGACGACGACUGAUCUGACGUCCCUAGGCGUGGGUUCUUGUGUGGGCACAGGCAUGUACCUGGUGUCCGGGAUGGUAGCGCGGAAGUUUGCUGGCCCUGGUGUGAUUUUCAGCUUCAUAAUCGCAGCAGUCGCCAGCAUCUUCUCAGGUGCGUGUUACGCCGAAUUUGGAGUUCGAGUUCCCAACACCACUGGAUCCGCUUAUAUGUACUCCUAUGUCACUGUCGGGGAAUUUGUCGCCUUUGUCAUCGGUUGGAACAUGGUCUUAGAAUAUCUGAUCGGUACAAGCGCUUGCGCUCGCGCACUCAGCGCCUGCUUCGACUCUCUAUGCGACGGAGCCAUCUCCCGCUAUCUGGCUAAGAACGUCGGCACUGUCUUUGGAAAACCCCCGGAUUUUGUGGCUUUUGGCAUCAGUAUCGGCAUGACUUUGGUCCUCGUGGCUGGAGUGAAGAAGUCGCUGUUUUUCAACAAUGUCUUGAACGCUAUCAACCUGAGCGUGUGGGUGUUCAUCAUGACUGCCGGUCUGUUCUACGUAGACCUGUCAAACUGGACUGAGCAACCAGGGUUCCUGCCAUUUGGAUGGACUGGGGUGUUCAGUGGGGCUGCGACUUGCUUCUACGCAUUUAUCGGAUUCGACAUUAUCGCGACAACGGGGAUGGAGGCCAACAACCCCAAGAGGUCCAUCCCUCUGGCCAUCGUGCUGAGCCUGGGCAUCAUCCUCCUGGCCUACGUCAGCAGCUCAAUGAUGUUGACAUUGAUUGUGCCGUCCAACGAAGUGGAUACUGAUUCGGCCCUGGUGCAAAUGUUUUCGUACGUCCACGCGCCGACAUGCAAGUACAUCGUCGCCAUCGGAGCCCUGGCCGGCCUGACUGUCUCCAUGUUCGGGUCCAUGUUCCCCAUGCCUCGAGUUGUCUACGCCAUGGCCCUGGAUGGACUUAUUUUCAAGCAAUUGGCGAUUGUCUCGGAGAUCACCGGCACCCCUGCUCUUGCGACCAUCUGCGGAGGAAUCGCGGCCGCCUUCGUGGCGUUGAUGGUCCAACUUGAGGUCCUGGUCGAAAUGAUGAGCAUCGGUACCCUGCUGGCGUACACCCUAGUGUCCACCUGCGUGCUGGUGCUACGCUACCAGCCUCAUUCCACCAACCUGAUCGAGCUGCUUCCGCAGAGUCUGAGGACGCCCGUCGACCCUGAGGGAACGGCCUCUGCCAACCGUGAGACCUCCUUUACCCGUACUGCAGCGGUCUUGCCGUCCACAAGCCAACACGUGAUGGUCCGUCGCGUCACUAGAAGCUCUCCCGACUCUGACGAAAGUGUUGCUGGUGAUGAGAGCGAGGAAUAUGGACGUGAUGACGCUUUCCUGAUCGACAAUAACGCUGAAAACAAGUUCUAUGGCGCUGUUCCCGGCGGGUCCGGGAGUAACACCAUGUGUACCCGCUUCUGUGACGCCGUCUACAGGCAGGUCCAGGCCAGGUCUUAUAUGUGCCCCGGCCUCUUCCCCUGGGUCGACCCCGGACCCCCCACUGAACAAACUGGUUAUUUCGUGAUCAAGGCAGUCGGCGUGAUGUACGUGAUUGUGGUUACCUUCGACCUGAUCGCGGCUUACGGUACCCCAGGCUCGAUCUUCAACAGGGUUAUGAUGACGUUGCUCUUCAUCAUUGUGAUCUUCAUUCUGCUCCUCAUCUCUAGGAAACCACAAAAUCGCCAAAAUCUGAUAUAUGCAACACCCGGCGUGCCCUUUGUGCCCUCCACCGCUAUUCUGGUCAAUAUCUACCUGAUCUUGAACCUCUCCGUGUUGACUCUGGUCCGCUUCACCAUUUGGAUGACUUUUGGCCUGGUGAUGUACUUCAAAUACGGCAUUAGGAACUCGACCUUGGAGACCCACCCGCCAUUGCCCCCGCCGCCGACACCCCCCAGGCCUAACGUUCUCGAACGCACCACGCUCCCCCCUCCGGACCCACAGCCGUCACGACCCACUGGCGACCGCAACAUUUUCGAGGGAGAUGGCAACAACGGUGGACUGUAUGGCAACUUUGAUUACGGAACUGACCCGCUCCUGGCCUGGCACGAGACUGAACUGCACCCGGUGCCUUCCGGCAGCCGCGUCAUCAGCGGCACCAUCGCUACCCCCUACUACUCCCAGGUGGAGACCCGCUACAACGAAAGGACCAACCGCACCACCUCCCACACCAGCCGCCGACCCCCAUGGGCCUACCCUGACUCCACUUUUGACUCCUGGAGGAACUAAACACCUGAGUCAAACCAUACUGAGAUCAAUGAAGAUCCAAAGAUCCAUAACACACGAGUCCACUUGUGACCGGUAUUAUUCAGAAAUCUACUUCUUAUUAUAUAUUUAGGUAUUUUUAGUUAUUUAUAAUCGUAAACUUCUGAUCUUAGUUUUUAAUUUUUAAUGGAAUGCCCAACAUUUUUUAGGUAGGUAUAACAUCGUACUUUUAUAAAAUUAUAAUAACGAAAGGGAAUACCAUGCACAUAUUUUUACACGAUUGCCCAAAAAAGGAGUAUUUUGUGAGUUCAUAUCAGUCUUUAGUCAGUUUCCUUAUACAUUACGAUGGUCCCUUAAAUUUCAACUGUUUAUAUCAAUAUCAUUUUAAUUCACUAUUUUACAGGUAUAUUUAAACAUGUGAGAUUUCAAUUUCGUGCAUAAGUAUUUCCUGUUUGUGAACAGCAUCAUCUCAAAGUAUAAUUUCAUUACAUACUAGUGAGUAGUACAAUUAAAGUACUUAUGAAAUCUUAUUUCAGUACUCAUCAUUUGUGCGUGUAGAUUUCUGAAAACCGUACCUAUAUCUUAUAAUCAAUAUUUAAUGUUUAAAUGUGUAGUGACAGUAGGUGAUUCAUGAAAUUUGCCGUUUACAUUUUGAUCAAUAAACAUAUUUACAAUUAGAUGUAAACUCCGUUUGUUCUUACAAGUCUACAACAAAUGAAUGUAAACAAUCGUAUCACGUCUUUUUAUAAUUUUAGAGCUACAAAAAGUUGGCUUUUAAGGAAUUUUUUUUCGUUGUAAAAUAAUGUUUUCUCAAUAUCCAAGUUUGAACUAUUAUUAUAUUUAUUUUAUUACAAAUUCAACAAUGAGUAUUGUGAAGUUAUUUACAAGUUAAUGGGACUCGUAAGAAAAAAUGAAGCGUAGUAGACGUUAUAAAUGAAAUACAAAAUGUUAAAAAAAAAACAAAAAAAAGUACGAUUAAUUUCUCAGACCACAAAAUAGUAAAAAACUAAAAAAAAAAAUAUCUCAAACCUUACUCCUCUUAAACAUUUCAAAAUGACUAUGAAUAACUUACUAAGCGCGAUGAAGACAAUUGGCACAAAUUAUAAAAAAAAAUCAUUUAAAUGAGUAGUGUCUAGGUUGGCUUGGAUUUGUUGAAAGAAUGUGAAUGACGAUUUAUUUUUGGAUGAUACGUGAUAAGAUUCGUAGCUAGGAAACAAUUCGACGAGAGCAGCGUCCAUGGACGCUUCACGAGGGCGAAAAUUUUGACAAAAAUUAGAUAUUUAACCAAUUAAAAUCUAAAUGGUUGGUGCUUUAUAUAUAUAUACACCUACCUAACUUUUAUACCAACCAUUCAGCACAAAAUUAUUUGUUGUUUAUUUUUUUAUAUCAAAGGCUCAAAAUUCGACUUUUAUCUAAAAAACAUAUCAAGAGAAUUCUCUAAACUGACUACUUACAAUAAAUUAAAUAAAGACUAAAUUUUCUUCAUUUCUGUGCCUCUGUUUUAAAAUUCUAUUGACUUUGCAAUUGUAAGCUAAACGUGCUUAUAAUAUCUAUAUCUAUAUUUCAUGUAAUGUUUGUUGUUUCCCGUUAAAAGUUUACUUUUGUUUCAGUUACGAAAUAGUUGAAUUUACGUCAAUAUAUUGAAUUGUUCGGUAGAUAAUUUAAUAUCUAAUAAGAAUAAGUAUUGUGUAAUCUGUUGUAAUAUUUAUUAGAAUACAUAACAUUAUUCCAUUAAAACGUCAAAAUUAUAAUAUUGACUUUUGAGCGCCAUGAAGUACACAUGAAUAAUAUAAAAAUAUGUAUUCUAUAACUAAAAAAAUAUUAAUCUAGGUUAGCCGGGCCUGCCUCGCAGGCUCGCGAUCCAACUAACUAAUGAGUUUAGUAUUUCCAACACCGUUUGAGAACAUCUCUCACGUUAUACAUUCGAUACGUAGAUUUAAUGAUUAAGAUUUAGUAGUUUAACGUUUCAGGAAAAUAUUGAUGUUCUACAACAUAUAACAUAGCUGUAAGACAAACCUUGGUCAUGUUUCUGGCCCUUUUCAUUAUUGGAACUAAUGGAAAUAUUUUCAAAAUUUUUCUUUACUGAUUUUUUUAAAUAGAUAAUUCGUACGACGGUCAAAUAUUAUUUUCAUGUUUCAUCUACUUAUUCUCUUUAAGGCCUAAAGCAUAUUAUAAAAGGAAUACCUAGCUAGAAAUUCAUUAAGUAUAUUUUUUUAAAACCUUUCUUUUGUCAUCUUUAUAGAAUAAAUCUGUUGAACAAUAAUUAGAUUUAGAAUUUUAAUAUUUAUUUUAAGACAAACGCAUAUAAAAACAAUGCAUAUCGUGUAUUAAUGGGGUACCUAUUUUAAACAAAAAUAAAAGUGUACAGUCACCAAUACAAUAAUAUUAUCAAUAUUUUUUAUCUCCAAGAUUUCAAAAGAUACCUAUUUAUUGUAAACUCAAACAACACUAUCACCGAGUCUAGUCUUCCUAAGUAUGAACUUGUUAAUUUCAUUGGCCCCUGAAUCGUUAAUUGAAAGCUUGUCAGAGAUACAGAGCUACGGUACUGACCCCGUUGGACAUAAUUUUAUUGGGCCAUGAAUAUUUCCAACAUGUUAUAUUCACCAUAAAAUAAACUAAUAAUAAUAGUGAUUUACAAGAAAUAUGUGUUAUACAUUUUAGCGAUGAUUCUCUAAUCUUAAAACUAAUUGUGCUUGGAACUGUUUUGUUUAAUUUGCGUUUUGUUAAUGUUUAUGAUAUUAUUCUCAUAAGAUAUUCUAAUUGAUGUGAUAUUUUAUGUAAUACUGAACUAUACUUACUUCAUAUUUCUUCUCUAAUAUACAUUUUUUUAAGACUCUUCAUUUGGUUAAGUAUUUUCUACAUAUAGACACUAAUUUCGAUUAGUUAUAUCUAAACAAGAAGUUACAAUGAAAAUAUUAUUUUUUAGUUUAGAUAGUAAGACGUUGGACGAUAUAUUAUAAACCCGCAGCAUUAUCACAUUAUCCGGUGUUCUUGAUAGAUGCUCCAAUUUGAGUUCAAAGUUUAAAACAUACACGACUCCAGUACAGCCGUCAGCUUACCCGACUAAAAACGCGCCAUUCCCUUCGCACAGAUAUUGUACCUUUACGGGAUUACUUUCGUAAUUUAGGAAAUAUUAGUAGUUAAAUUACAUUACAAUUACAUACAUCCCGCAUACAUUUUUUUUUCAGUCUUGUGUAUCGGAUAAUAUGAAAACGCUUCUCUAUGAAAUGUAACCAAAAUGAAUUAUUAAAAAAGCGGAAAUUAAGUAAGUUUGUAAGAACAAGUUAUAAAUAAUAAAAAAAUAUAACAUUAUUUAAAAUGUACAAGCAAUCAGUGUACUGUAUAUUGCUUGCUAUACAUUACAGGGCCAUCUCUGUAUAAUAUUGUUUCGGCUUUUAAAGUUGGCCCUAAAUAAUGAUUAAAAAACAACAAAAAGGAUUAUGUAUCUUACAGUCCUUUUUGAGUGACCUAAACUGAUACACCACAUUUUAUGAAAUGAAUAUGUAAGGUUAAUAAAUAUAUUAAUAAUGAAUAGGCCUUAUUGGUAAAAUGUUAUUGUUGUUUAAAUUACUAAGAAAUCGUUGUAGGCCUUUCAGAAGAAAUCUUAUCGGAUUACGAAAAAACUUGCCUCAAUUGAAGUCAUCAAAAAUUUUUAAAGCAAAAUUUCCAAUAUUACUUAAUUUUACUAAAGAGUAUUUAAUCGAACUUCGUUUGGAUAAACCAAUCGAAACCUAAAUCAUGGUAUUGAAAUGUAUACAAUCAUUUUUAAAGAGAAACUAAAAAAAUUAAGAUGAAUAAAAUAUCUGAAACUAUAUAAAAAAUUAAAACAUUUCAAAAACGCUCUGCGUUAGGAGAAAUGAAUUAAUUACAUAAAUAUAAACAAUUUUAUAAAGACAAUAUUGUCGAGUUUUAUCUAAAAAUUAAGUCUGUUUAACAGUCCGAUGCAGCAUUUUAGUUCAUCCUAUAGCUGAGCUGAUUUCUCAAUGUAGAAAGUUAAUGUUUUAUUGUUAUGAACUAUUAUUAAGCCUAUUUAAAAUGUUGUUCUAUCUUAGCGUAUAUGGAAUCUUAAUAUGUAAGAAAAAUGCUGACGUUUGACCUAAAUUUUCUUACUGAAAGUAGUGACAACUUUGAUACCUGUAUAGUAUGUGUACUUUACAUAUUUUUCAUUUAUAAUAAAUUUGUUAUAAUUUAAACAACUUUUUACCCUACAAUACUUGUGUUGAUUUAACAUUACUAAGCCUACAUGAAUACAUAUUUAUAUACGAUUUAUACCUAUAUAUACAUCAUUAUCUAAGUAAUUAUUAAAAGACACGUAUCUUAUUAUUUUUUUGAACGAGCUUGUGUUAACAAUAAAUAAAUAAAUUAAAAAACAAAUAAAUAAUGAACUAUGACGAUAUUUUAAGGAUGGACAUUAUUCAAGUUUUAAAACUAUAUUUACUGCAAAUUAUAUCAAUAAAAACAAUAUAAAAAAGAAUCAUACAUAAAUUAAUUUUCAUACUUAUUUAAAUAUAUUUACAAAAAUUUGAAACAAAUUUUAGAUCUAUUAUCAAUAUAUAGAAAUUCGAUAGAUAGAAAAUGAAAAAACAAAUCGGGAUUUACAGAAAAAUAACCGUAUCUGAAAUGGGAAAUAAAAUACUAUAAGUAAUUUAUGACAGUUAAAUCAAAUCAUACUUAUUUUAGGAAAUUGUUAUGUUUACUUAGAAACAUUAGACAAGAUGAUUCUGGAAAAUUUCACAGCGUUUGUUUAUUUGUAAUGUUUUUUAUACAUAAAUUUAUACACAUUAUACAUAUAUAAAAGUAAAAAUAAUGCGCAAUAGCAGACUUAUUUCUAGGAGAAAGUGUGUUAUUUUAUGAGAAUAGUUUUUGCAUAAUAUUUUAUUGAAAUGUGGGAUUACCUAUGGGAUUAUACUUAGUGUUAUACCAACGAGGCUCUGUUUAUCCUUUGUUGAAUAUAUGACAUCUACUCGUUUACAUAUUUAUAUACAUAUAUAUAUAUAUAUGCCAAUGUUUAAGUUCGAAAAAAAUAUUAGUUUAUUCAAUUCCAAUAUUAAUGAACGUAAGAAGAACAUGUUUAAUGCUUAAGUGUUAGUAACUAAAUAAUAAAUAAUCUGUGGGUUUUGAGAUAAGACGUAAUAAAGAUGUAUUAAUCAAGACUUAUCUAUAUAAUUGUUUUAUGUAUCCUUCGAGAUCUUGUCCCUUUUGACAGUUAUAAUUCAAAGACAGGAAAUACCCCAUUGGAAAAACCGUAGAAUAUAUUGAAGAUUAACAGAAAUGAAAUCUAAAAAGGUAGUCUUUAUUAGACCGAGUACGAAAAUUCUAUAAUAUCGUUAUAGUAACCGUAUUUGUAAAACAGAUUUGUAACCCUUUUAUCCUUAUGGAACACUACAAAAAAUCGCACACUGAAACCAGCCUUAAGUUUACAGUCAUAAGAUUAAUUUUUAAGUGAUAGUGAAGUGGGCUAAAGAUAGAAAGCCUGGGAACAGAUGUCCGUCUCCUCUUCUAAUAAAGAGAAAGAAAGAGAGACGAGUAAAAAGAGAAGUGCUAUUUCCAGUAAUCCGUUAUAACGUUUUUAUUUAUGAACAAAUACGUUAACCUUAACGAUAGAAAGAAAAUUUGUGCAUGUUCAAAUUCAAAUAAUUUAUUCAGAAAUUAGACCUUCACAGGCACUUUUUCUCGUCAAUUUUUAUAUUUAUAGUUAUUUCUCACAAGCUACAAACUACUGGCAUUUCGGAACGACCACUGCUGAGAAGAAAUGCCGAAAGAAACUCAUUUGAACAGUGUUGGUCCCUAUCAUGCCAGAUCGGCUUACCAUUAAUUGUCUGUCAUAUAUUGGGAAUCUUGUCGCCUGUUUAAAAUACACAUACCUAAAUUUAAAAAGUAUAUAAAACAACCAAGUUUCAGAUGGCAUUGCUUUUGACAUGAAUAAUUUUGUAUUUGCGUUUCUGCGCUAAAGUUAGUGAUCUUUUUUAGAUCUAGAACCAAAGUAAGGCGACAAUGCUCCCUAUUCAUAAAUCUUAAUAGUAAAAAUAAUAGCGAUUACUGUGGUAAUUACUACCUAUCGUCCUCACCAUGUCUACCAUAUACCUAAAGUUCCAUAGUCUAUGUGUAGAGGGAACGAUGAUAGCCUUCGUUAAUUAGUGGAGUUUCCCAAGUAGGAGUAAGAUGUAUCAUCAACAAAUUGGGCCUUCAAGCCGGAUCUAAAACAAUCAAUUUCGAAGUACAUAAAGACUGUUGUGAUUUUUUAGUUAUUCCACCUGAACCUUGGCGUAAAGGAUUGAUUUUGAAAUUACUUUAAUGCAUAAGAAAAUAUACAGAUUCACAAAUAAUAAUAAAAAUACUAGCAACGGCGGAUCCCGUCAAUUUCCGAACAGCAGUGUCAAUUUUCCAGUGAAUACCAGUGAUUUUUUUAUUUAAAAAAACACUGGUAUAAAUAUAAAAAAUCUGCCUUAUAUCGUCGAAAAUAUAGUAUACCAUAGACAUUACCAUACAUAUUACCACUAGUUCACGAAAGGUAUCAUAAGAGAUAGUACUUGAUUGCCAUAAAAAAUCGUAAAGAGCUGUCAAAACGGACAUAGGGCGCCCUUUCAUGUUUUGCAGAAACAAUGUACUUUUGGACUUCUGUCGCAGUCGCAGCCAACAAAUUCUAAAAGUUGAAGCUGAUCUACGCAGCUACUAACCAUUUCAUAACACCAAACUUCAUGCUUUCUAAAGGUGCAUCAACGUGAUAGUUAAAACAACAAAAUUUCAACGACGUUUUCAUGUUAUUUACGCAAAGAAAAAUAAUAUCAAUAAGUAAAAAAGCCAAAAAGUUUCAUUUGUUUCGAUCGAACUAUUGCUAGUCUAAUGCUUAUUGGUAUUGAAUGGUAUUUGUAUGUCUAGUGCGUCGAAAUAGAUUGGUUAACCGAACUAGUGCCACUAGACGAUUUUAACGAGUGGGCUGUGACAUAAUACCUAUGUGACAUAAUACUUAAACGAGUGCAAUAUUUGGACAAUUAAAAUCAUACUGAAAGCAAAACAAUGAAGUGCGUCCUGUUAUUUAGAUUUCAUAGUAUAUGCAUGUAUCUUCUAUAGAUACCUAUUAUUAGGAAUAUCUGUGUUAUUUAUUGGCUAUCUCUAUUGUAAGUUCCGAAUUGUAGAGGCGGUGCGCAUUGUGUGAUGUUGUAUGUUCAUUGAGUAGUCCCAGUCUUCAAAGCUGGGACCGAGUGUAUUGACGAGAAGUAAUGAAGAGAUCGAAAAAGCAAUGUGAUUGUGAUAAACCUAAUUUUGUGCUUUUGCUGGGAUGUAAGUGUAUAUGUGUGCUGUAUGUAUUCGAAGUUGAAAUAGCAUUAGUGUCGCCAUUGUUAAAAUGAGAUAGAGAGUAGUGCGGCGAGAUGUGGAGGCAAUGUACCUGUGUGAGUACGUUGUCUAGGUGUGGGACAGGAGACAAGGGCGAGAUGGGCUCACCUCACUACGGGAAAGGUUAAUGUAGGUGUAUGCUUUUGAUGACUCGUGAUCUGAUUACAGACUUUUUAAUAGAACAAAGCAAAAAUUGAUUUCGCAAUACAAAAAACACAAGAAUCCAAGCGCGCUUUUUGGUGCAUAGCUACAGACAAUGCAAUAACGAAAAUUAAAACAGAUUAAUUUAUUGAUUAAUGAUAAAAUAUCACUAAAUUAAUCUAACUGCCUAAUUAAAGUGAUUUGACAUUACUAAAUUUAAUACCUACUAAGUUUUUUUUUUCUAAGUAUAGCAAAAGUUUGAAAUCACUUUUUUAUAAAAGCCUACCCUAAAAAUUUCGAUCGAUAUUCCAAGGAUAUUUCUUUGAAUUUUUUAUAAUAGUAUAUACUAAGCAAUAAUUUUGUUACAAUAAUAUAAUGUUGAGGCUUGUAUGUAGCGAGGCCUUAUGGUGUCUCACUUUUGGACCAAAGGAAUUUGCUAUUCGACGUAGCCUCUGCGAUUCGGAACACAUUUUUUGUGAUAUGUAAACGAUUUUAGCGUAAGUUUAACCAAACUGUAAUAGAAUGUUUAACAAAUU
Plodia interpunctella (Indianmeal moth) is the source of this 10536-nucleotide messenger RNA. RefSeq lists its product as uncharacterized. Gene Ontology annotation, molecular function: amino acid transmembrane transporter activity. Gene Ontology annotation, cellular component: plasma membrane. Bases 152 to 2548 code for a protein of 798 amino acids. The transcript is spliced from 19 exons. The record is from RefSeq and is a predicted model, not a curated record. Lineage: Eukaryota; Metazoa; Arthropoda; Insecta; Lepidoptera; Pyralidae. Gene Ontology annotation, biological process: amino acid transport; transmembrane transport.